Clonostachys byssicola is the source of this 2868-nucleotide messenger RNA. The record is from the annotation of a GenBank genome assembly. NCBI's taxonomy places the organism in Eukaryota, Fungi, Ascomycota, Sordariomycetes, Hypocreales, Bionectriaceae.
AUGGCUGUUCUUCCGCCGAUAACGAACGACAUUUACGCCGAAUUUCGGGACCUUCUUCGUAGUCCCCAAGUAUGCCGAUUCAACUUUGAACAACAAAAGUUCUACCAUACGGCCAAUAUUGAGAGCUGGCUGUCGCGCAAGCAAGGCGGCGUCCGUAAUGUCACGACACUCGCCGGCCAGGUCUACAAGUUCCACAAGGACUCUCAUGCAUUCGCCCCGUCUUCGGACAAUAUUCUCAAGAACCCAAUACUCUUUUCCAUUUUGGUCGAAAUGGAAUGCGGCCAUAUGUUCGAUGUGUUCUCGCGAUCGAUAACCUCGAGCGAAACGCUCUCGAGCCCUAUCCUCUCUGGCCACUACGAGUCGAUCGACGCGCAUCUACGGACCGAGUCUAUCAGACUACCGAAGAGAUACAAGGCUGGAGGGUAUAGUGAAGUGAUCCGCGCAUUCGAGCAGAACCGCUGGGCUUAUGUGUCUCUGCCGUUGCGUUACCAAGGACAGGCUACUUCCUACCCUCGGACAAUCCUCCCUUUUUUCUACAUGGAAGAGAUCAACGGUGGGGGCACAGCUGUGGUUUAUCAUUGCAAGAUACAAGUUGAUCUUGUAGGACCGGAAUUAAAAAAAGUUCUAGAACCCUCCAUGAAGAAUGAUCCAGAGCACGGUGCUUACUUAGAAUUUGCGGUCAAGUCAUACUUCAAGGGGCAUGAAUAUGUCUAUAGAGAAGAAAGUAACGCUUUCAAAGGGAUCAUGGAACAAGACGACCUCACUGUGGUUCGAUAUUUGGGUGAAUACCAUACUACCAAUGGUGACCAUCUUCACCACAUCCUUCUUGAGCUAGGAGAGAAAGACUUGGAGGAGUACAUGUGGGAGAGGUUUCCUCCUGUCUUAUAUCAAGAGAUAUUCGCCUUCUGGGCCAACUUGUUUAAAGUUGGCUUUACGCUUGACGGGAUCCAUCAACUCAAGCGUAAAGAUGAGGGUGGCAAUAGACAGAUCUUCAAAGGUUGGCAUGGAGAUAUCAAGCCUGACAAUAUCCUCUCAGUUCGUGGCCAGUUCAAACUAGCCGAUUUUGGGUUUGCGAGAUUUGAACAAGAUGGUGAUAAAACGGAGCUCAUGGGUGGAACGCGAACAUUCGGUGCUCCUGAACGUGACGGUAGCGGCAGCAGUGCCGACGCCGGCAACAUGCACUCCCAAAGCAUCGAUACCUGGUCGCUCGGCUGCGUGUUCUCUGUUGUCGCAACAUGGGUAAUACUAGGCCCGACAUCCUACCAGACCUAUGGAUUCAUCCGCCAGGGUGCCAUCAAGACUCUUCGUGAACACGGCCGAGGGUUGUCGCAUCCACCAGGUCCCAACUGCGAUGACGCGUUUCACGAUGGAUCGAACGUCCUUCGUGUUGUUACAGACUGGCACACGCAUCUACGAAACUCAGUCAGAGCCUCCGACACAAUAUCUUGUCAAGUCCUAGACCUAGUUGAUAACGAGAUGCUUCUCAGCAACCCAGAGAGAAGACUAUCCGCUGCUGAGUUAAAAACCAGGCUAAAAACCAUUCUUGCUAAGGCAGAAUCCGAUUAUGACACAUUAGUGAAAGACGGAAAGUUGGCAAAGGAGUCUAAGAGGAUACAGAAAGCCUUGCUCAAAUUUGACGAAGCAGCGCCUCAGUCUGCGCAAUCGCUCUCUCAAACAGAGGCAAAAUACCUAUUCACGCAUCCAUCAGCAGCUGGCCACUCCGGCCGGGGGCUAUCGGCAAUUCACAAAUCAAGAACGAAUCGAGUCCAAAAAUCCGAAGCGUUGAAUAGGAUUGUGUAUGGAAAAACUGCCAAUCGGGAAGAAGUUCUGAACACUAACAGACUAAAAAUUCCAAACACGCCUUCAUCUCAUGCAACGAAUGGUACCUCUGACAAGUCGUACUAUGCCGACGAAAAAGAGAAGGCGGUCGACUGGAGUCCAGGCAAUAUCCAGCAAUCCCUCUCAUUUCAAGGGCCGAAACAAAGCUCUCCAAGUUCCAUGUCAAUCUACUCGGGGAAGAGCACACAGGUCGUGAGAACUGCCAUCGACGAAGAAUACGACAAACUUAAUGAACAAUGGAAACGAAACCCUUGGAAUUUGUUCAUAAACAAAAUUCCCAAAGACAACUUUCUUCAAAGCUUUAUAAUGGAUCGAGAUAUCAUUUUCGUAGUCGACAAUGACCCAACCAUGACCCCUCACUGGUCAGAUGCUAAGCGAACAUUGUUGACACUAGCAAUGAAAAUUGGUCCGCUUGAUAAGGACGGGCUAGACCUUCGUUAUUCCUGUGGGAAUCAUGGGUUUUUGAGCAACAUCAAAGGAUACGACAUCAAGUCCAAAUUCAGUGCAUCUAUGGAUGAAGUUGAGCGCAGAAUACACGAAGGUAUUCGCACUGAUAUGUGUGCAGCACUCUCCAAAGUUUUCGAUGAGUAUAUCGAUGGAGAUGGCAAGAAGAGGCAGACUCUCAUCAUAUUAACAAAUGGGAAGUGGGAAGGAUCAAGCAACAAAAGAGAUGUAGAAGAUCUGAUAAUCAAAUUCAUCAAACGCCUAGAAAAAAUCAAGGAUCGGAUGGAGGAUCGUUGGUUCAGCAUUCAGUUCGUCUCUUUUGGAGAUGAUGAGAAUGCACUGAAGCGGCUGGCUUUUCUCGACGACGAACUUGAAGCCCGAAAAGAUAUCGUUGACGCCAAACCAUGGAAUUGCCAAGAUGUCAACGAGCUAAUCCUCGGAAGCAUAACGCAGGGUGGAGACGACAAAACACCAGUCACGUCACCUGUGUCCAAAUCUGUUUCACCAAACAUCAAUACGACACCUACACGAGAGGGUCGGUUUACCAGAAUUAAAAACAGUUUGAAGCGUUCAGAACCAUUCUAG